AUGAUUCCAUUCUUCAUCUCAAGAGGAAUCGAACGAAAAGAAACAGAAAAAUUAUUAAAAAAUGGAAUUAUUGAACAUUCAACAUCCCCAUGGUCUUCACCAGUCGUACUAGUUAAAAAGAAAGAUGGAACAACAAGAUUUUGCGUCGACUAUUGCCGUUUAAACCAAAUUACAACAAAAGAUGCUUUUCCUCUACCAAGAAUUGAUGAUAUUUAUGAGCAAUUAACAAAAGCAACAUAUUUAACUAAAUUCGAUUUUAAAGCUGGUUAUUUUCAAGUACCAUUGAACAAAGCAGAUCGACCAAAAACAGCAUUUUCAACUCGAGAUGGACAUUUUCAAUUUAAAGUAUUACCACAAGGUCUUACUAAUGGACCACCAACAUUUCAACGUAUUGUUAAUCAAAUAUUAGGUCCAAACAGAUGGGAACAUGUACUCGCCUAUAUCGAUGAUAUUAUUAUUUAUUCACAAAAUUUUAAUGAACAUUUAAAACAUAUCGAAGAAGUAUGUUUGUUAUUACAAGAAGCCAAUUUUAAAUUAAAUGUUGACAAAUGCGAAGUUGCAAGAGCAGAAAUAUUAUUUCUUGGACAUUUAAUUAAAGCAGGUACUAUUAAACCUGAUCCAGACAACAUCCGUGGUUUGACCGAAACACGUGAACCAACAUCAGCUGAAGAAGCGUUUAGAUUCGUCAAAGCAGCAGAAUAUUACCGAAAAUUUAUUCCAAAAUUUUCCACCAUCGCUGCACCAUUACAUAAAUAUUCUCCAGCAACAGUACAACAACAGAAGAAUAAUAAAAAAUUAAAAUUUGAAUUAUCUGCUGAAGCUAGAACAGCAUUCCACCAACUCAAGAAAAUAUUAACAACUGAUCUUAUUCUCGAUUUACCUGAUGAUACAUUAACAUUUAAAUUACAAACUGAUGCUUCUGUAGAUGGAAUCGGGGCUGUUUUAUUACAAAUGACCCCCAAUGGUGAUCGACCAUUAGCAUAUAUGUCAAAGAAAUUAACAAGAACACAAAUUAAUUGGCCAACAAUUGAA
Rotaria sp. Silwood1 is the source of this 1032-nucleotide messenger RNA. The record is from the annotation of a GenBank genome assembly. Lineage: Eukaryota; Metazoa; Rotifera; Eurotatoria; Philodinida; Philodinidae.